Molecule: messenger RNA, 724 nt
Organism: Morus notabilis
Lineage: Eukaryota; Viridiplantae; Streptophyta; Magnoliopsida; Rosales; Moraceae
Product: protein PXR1
Exons: 1
Coding region: 8-580 (190 amino acids)
Cellular component (GO): nucleolus
Source: RefSeq, a predicted model, not a curated record
CACAACAAUGGCGUGCACGAUCGAUUUUCGGUGCCUCGACGAAGGUUUUGGCGGCAAAACCUACAAACGCAAGAGACAGUCCCAAUGCAACGAAGUUAACGAUGCCGACGCCUCCAUGGACGUCGACGGGGAAUUCCCGCCGGCGGCAAAGAGAUCGGCGGUGGCGUCGUCGGAGAAUCCCGACAAACCUACCUUUGGGAAGCCGACCUACGACGGCGUGAUCGCCGGAAAGGUCUCCGGGCGGAAGUGGAAGCAGCCGAGGAAGCGGCGGGCGUCUGCGGCGCUGGUGAGAAGGGGGCCAAAUUUCGAGGAGAGGGCGAGAGAGAAGGAGGUGAAGAGGGCGUACAGAGAGAGGAAGGAGGAGCUUAAGGAGGAGAUCAGGAGGAACAAGGAGGAGAAAAGGAAGCUGAGGGAGGAGAGAGAGAAGAGGAAGAAAGAGAACAUCUUGAGGUCUGGUACGAAGCUCCAGAAGAUCACGAAUCCCAAGACGCUGCAGAGGAUCGCUAAAUCGAAGGAGAAGAAGCUGCUUAAGGUUGUUCCUGACGAUAUGUUCAACCCUAACAAGAAGAAACAAGGCUAGAAAUUUCAGUGUAAUUUCUCCAGAGUUCUUCCGUGGAUUUUGGAAAUGGAACUUUUGUUUUCUUUCUUUGUUUGUUCUGAAUGUGAAAUUUCUAGUGUUUUUUUGACUGUUGAAUGAAAUGUCUCUAAUAUUGAUAUUCUCUAA